AAUUAUAUAGAAUAUUAUUUUUAUAUAGAGCAAUCCAAUUAUAAGAUUUUGAGGCACAGUAAAAGAUUCAAUGUCGAAACUCGAAUAACUUGAUGAUAUUUACUUAAAAAAAGUCAAAAUUGAAGGCACAAUAACUCAUUUUGACAUUUGACAUUUUGGCUGCGUUUUGUUUCAAUCAUAGUGCAUCGUUGUUAUUUGUUCUAAUGUUAAAACGAAAAUGAAUGAUGCAUUAUGCGCAUCAUGCGUGAAAUGGAACGCAGCCUGCGACUCUUUUGUCAUUCAAUGUCGUUCAGUGUCAGUAUGAACGUGACAUUGAAUCAAGUGGCUCAAAUUUUUAGGUAUUAACGAUUGUAGCCUUGUGACAAAGAGCAAAGUCUGAAAGUCAAAGAAAUAAAAGGAAUAGUACAUUAUAUUAGUAACGGCAACAAAGCUAAAGGAAACAUGCGUCAUGAGAAACUAUAAUGGGGCUAAGAAGCUUAUACGGGCGAAAACGAUUAGGGUUAAAAAUCGAAGCGAACGGAAAAGCAGUAGAUUCUCAGCCGACAGGGGAUUUAAAGACUCGUGAGAUAGAGUACGGCAUUUCCCGCACAAAAGAUACUUUUGCACAGUGCAAAUGUAGCUUACCCCUUUUCGUAACGUAGACCAUCGGUUUUUCACGUCGAGGAUCGAUCGGUCUUCACCGAUCUGCCGAAAGCAGAAACGAAAGGAGCUCUGAGAGCUUUCGCGUGGCCGAAGAGAAGCGAGAAGAUAUCAUGAGAGAACAGGAGCCGGAAAAUAAGGCGGAAAAUGAUAAGAGGAUGCCGGAGGCGAAUUGCGCGUGCACUUUGAAAACGUGUGGAGAAGAGAGGAUCAAGCGAGAGACUUAUGUGGAUGUAUCAGCGAAGAAGAAGCUGUUCGCACGCGACGAAGGUAUCAGUCCAACAAGACCGAGCGAGAUGAUCAACAAAAAAAUAAAUAAUUUUAUUAAACGGAACAACCAUUGUAUUAAAGAGCCUGCGCAAAUUCUCGUAAAGUGUUCAAUGGUAUUUAAGAUGCAAGUAUCCACAGCAUACCUUUAGAAAAUUUUGAAAUAUUUUAUAUGUAUGUUUCAUAAAAAUCGAAGUAAAUGACAACAGAUUAAAUAGCAAUGUUAAAUAAUAAAACAAGAUUUUUUUUAACUAAAUAAGCUUCUUUGAAACAGGAAGAGAGAAAGUCAAUUUUCCCAUGUUCAAAAGAAUUCAAAGAAAUAUCUAAUGUGUGUCGAUUCCACAUGAUAGAAGGAUAUUGUAAGAAAUUGCCCAAUGUUUGUAACAAUCGACAAACUACACGCUACGCUUCGCGGCAGCGUAAUAAUUUAUUCGCGUAUGACUCGUAUCUGUACACAAAAAUACGCGAGACCGCGAUCCCGUUACCUAUACCUAUACCUAUACAAAAUGAAGCUAACGGUGAACCAAAGAGCAAAAAGCAUUCGAAAUCAGGGAAUAGUAUGGACGCCGAUAAUCGCGGAAUGACUGGAAAUGUCAAUAUUUAUAUUUGUUCGGAGACUAAUGGCAAUAACCAGGAGAAGAAAAAGAAAAAAUUACAAUCUCAAUUCUACAUGGAUGCAAACGCCAAUAUAAUUACCGAACAAUCCAAUUCGGAAAGCGUUACCAAUGAAUCGUGCAAGCUGAUAAACAGCAUAAGAGAGGAACAGGAGAAAUUGCUAACUCAGCCGUCGCCUAAUUUUAUUCGUGAGAAAAGCAGCGACGAUAAUGCCGUCUGUAAUAACGAAACGUUACGAUACAAAAUUAGCAGGAAGGAGUUGAACGAAGCGGACAACAAGAAAGAAGCAGAUAUCAAAAUUAAUGACGAGAAAGUCAUAUGCAGGGACACGAUUUCAUCGACCAAAGAUGAUUGCUAUUCCACAGAUACAGACAGCUUAGAUGUUCAACAGGACUCGUCUACAGUUCCAGGUUCAAGUUUCGACGCGUGCUACAAUACCAGACUCCCACUGUCUCAGAUCAUCAUAUAUCCUUCGGAAGCCAGAGCCAGAUUGAAUGGCAAGGACGUCUGCCUGUCGAGAGCGAUUUGCACCGACGUGGAACAAAGGGACUAUCGCAAAAAUAACGAUCGCGAUGAACUUCGCCGAGAUAGCGAAUACACCAUGUGCCAUGCGGUUGAUGGCAGCAGGUGGUUACCGAAAGCGAAAAGUGCCGUGUACGACCGGGAUCUUAAAGAAUGUUUCGCAGACGGUUGUAAAUCUCGAAAUAAAAUACUUCCAGAUUCAGUAAGAAAUCGCAACGAUAUCCGGAAGAGACAGAUGGGAUAUAAACUUUUGCAUCAACCUCUCGGAAGUUGCCAAAGGGAGCAAGUGGCUCGACAGUGGUUCACAGAGUGUAGUUGUAUCACAGAGGAGGAAGAAGAUUACUGCAAGGGCAUUGACAGGGACAGGAAGAAGCUUUCGGAAAAUAUAUGCAAUGUCGCAGAGUGCCCGGAAAAAGUAUCUGUUUGCCGAGCACAUUUUAAAAAAUUAACUGAAGGUGCAUCUGUGUGCGAGACAUUGUUUGACGCUUCUGGAAAAUAUUUGGAGAAAACGUGCAAGGAUCCGACGGAACGUUGGAAAAGCACUAGUAUGUUCCGAACAAGGUUGGGAAAUUCGGAAGAACCUUCGGAAGUAACGAGAGUUUGUAAGGAAUCCGUUACUGAGGAGCCUGCAGAAGAUAUCACAGUUUGCAAGACGGUGUUUGGCGAACCGAACGGACUUCCGGAAGAAGUAAUAGUUUACAAGACAGCGCUUUCUGACUUCAAAGACACCCCAAAGGAAACAAUUUGUAAGAAGAUUCCCGACUCAAACUUUACCGAUCAAGAUGAUGUUAACGGAGUAUCCUUAAACAAUGCAAAGGAUAAACUUGUGGAAGAAAGUAUAAACAGCUCGAACUUAAAUGAUCCGAAAGAUAAUGUUGGGAAUAAAAGAAUAAUAAAACUAAAUAAUAUGCACAACAACAUUGUUCUUAAUAAUUUUGCAAGACAACAGCCUGCUAAUGCAGAACAAAAUAAACAGAUAGAAAAGACUUUGAAUGAUCAAUUGACAAAUUUACAUCAAAUUCCCAUUGAAUCAAUUAAAGAUUCUAAGCCAUUAUCAAAAAAUACAUACUCUGUAACACUACCGCGUACGCAGUUUUAUAGUCGCUCAAAUCUUAUAUCAAACGCUAAUGUAAAAAAAACAUCAAAGACUCUUGUUAAUCAACGAAGAAUACAACCGUUUAAUCAAUCAACGAGAAAUUAUUUUCAACCAUUGAAUCAUUUUACGCAAAAUUUAGCGCUAAAUAAAAAUUAUCAACAGCAAGGAAAAAUGCAAGGAAGCCCGAAAGAAGAAGAGAAGAAGCAAGAUGUUUUCAAAGAAAUAAAUAUGACAGGGCAUAAACGAAAAGAAUCACUUUUUCAUCGAUCGUUUAAAAAAUUAAUUGAUACAAUUAAACAUCGAAGGACGCUCGUUACAGACAAAAUAGAAAGAGAAAAAACCGAACUAAAGAAAACAAUCGAUAAUGACAAAGAAAAUAUGGAAAAAUUGAAAAUUAUUUCCAAAGUAAUUGAAAAAGAUGAAACCGAUAACAUAAAAGAUCAGCAAGAGAUUACUGACAAUAAGGUGAUCACUGUACCAACAAGGCCACUACAAACAGAGAUUGCAAAUGAAGGUGAAUUAAUUGAACUUACACUUAAUUAUUUCUUAAUUACAAAACUUUCAGAAUUUUUUAAUAAAUCUCUUGCAUUAUAUGUUUUACAUCAUUAAUCAACAUUACUUAAUUACUCAUUAAGUCACAA
Messenger RNA from Monomorium pharaonis (pharaoh ant), 3780 nucleotides. RefSeq lists its product as uncharacterized. Bases 1250 to 3748 code for a protein of 832 amino acids. The record is from RefSeq and is a predicted model, not a curated record. NCBI's taxonomy places the organism in Eukaryota, Metazoa, Arthropoda, Insecta, Hymenoptera, Formicidae. The transcript has 2 exons.